CUUGCCACUUUUUGCCGUUGGUAUCAUUGGUGUCUUGUCAUCACUAGUGCCUUGUAGUCACUGGUGUCUUGUCAUUGCUGGUGUCGUCGUUGGUAUCGUUGUUAUCGCUGGUGUUGUUGUUGUCAUUGGUUUGGGUGGUCUUGCGUACAUCCCAACUUUUUUGUGGGAUUUCUCCGGCAUUCUUGUGAACUUACGUGUUUCUCCAGCGUUUUUGUGGAAUGGCUUUGCAUUCUUUUCUGGCAUUCUUAUAAGUAGUUAUGUGCGUUUUUUCACUGUGGAUUUG
Molecule: messenger RNA, 283 nt
Organism: Racocetra persica
Lineage: Eukaryota; Fungi; Glomeromycota; Glomeromycetes; Diversisporales; Gigasporaceae
Source: the annotation of a GenBank genome assembly